This is a messenger RNA of Zootoca vivipara (common lizard), 1629 nucleotides long. Lineage: Eukaryota; Metazoa; Chordata; Lepidosauria; Squamata; Lacertidae. The record is from RefSeq and is a predicted model, not a curated record.
AUGGUAUCUCAUAUCCAUUACGUUUUCACCAAAGUUUUGUUCAACAAGCAUCCUUCUCAGGACUUCAUUAACAUUCCAUAUGUUUUGACCAAGUUCUACCAGCACAUCCUGGCCUUGGUGUUUGCUGUUGAUGAGAUCAACGAGAAUCCCAAGAUGUUGCCCAAUGUCACUCUUGGGUUCCACAUCUAUGACAGCUACUCUGAUUCAAGGAUGACUUAUCGGACCACCCUGGACCUGCUCUUUAAAUCUUAUCACUUUAUACCUAACUACAAAUGUGGCAUUCAGAAAAAUGUAAUAGGAAUCAUCGGAGGCCUGAGCUCUGAAACUUCCAGAUCCAUGGCAGACAUCUUAGGUCUUUACAAGAUUCCACAGCUGUACUCAUUCCUCCAGAGGAUAUCAUUCAAUAACAGUGCUGGGGAUGAAAUUAAAUUUAGUGAACAUGGAGAAUUAGCUGCUGGAUUUGAUAUUACAAACUUAGUGACUUUCCCAAAUAGAUCAUAUUUCAGGAUGAAAGUGGGGAGGUUGAAUCCUCAGGCUCCUCUUGGCAAAGAAUUCACUAUCAAAGAGGACCAAAUUGAAUGGCACAAAGACUUGACUCAGGUGCCACCCCUUUCAGUUUGUAAUGACAUCUGCCAUCCUGGUUACAGGAAGAAAAAGAAGGAAGGGAAGAAGUUUUGCUGCUAUGAUUGUGCUCUGUGUCCAGAUGGGAUGGUAUCAGAUUUGAAGGAGAUGGAAACUUGUGCCAGUUGCCCGGAAUAUCAGUAUCCAAACAAAGGGAAGGAUGAAUGUACUCCUAAGACUCCAGACUUCCUAGCUUUUGAAGACACUUUGGGCAUAGCUUUAAUUGUAUCUGCACUUUUCUUCUCUGUGGUCACAGCUCUGGUGCUGGGCAUCUUCAUUAAACACCGGGGCACUGCCAUAGUCAAAGCCAACAACAGAAGCCUAACCUACAUUCUCCUCAUCAUGCUCCUCUUGUGUUUUCUCUGUUCUUUGCUGUUCAUCGGAAUGCCUAAUGAUACAACCUGCCUUCUCCGACAAACUGCUUUUGGCAUCAUCUUCUCUGUGGCCCUCUCCAGCAUCCUGGCCAAAACCAUCUCUGUUGUUUUAGCAUUCAUGGCAACUAAACCAGGAUCAAGAAUGAGGAAAUGGGUGGGCAAAAGAUUGGCUUAUUCUAUUGUUUUGUCCUGCUCCAGUGUUCAGAUAGGGAUCUGUGCUCUGUGGCUGGCAAUCGCUCCUCCAUUCCCAGAUUUAGACAUGUACUCAAUGACUGAGAAAAUUGUAUUGUUAUGCAAUGAAGGCUCAGUCCUCAUGUUCUACUGUGUCUUGGGCUAUUUGGGCUUCAUGGCCAUUAUCAGUUUCACUGUUGCCUUCUUAGCCCGGAAGUUACCAGACACUUUUAACGAAGCCAAGUUCAUCACCUUCAGCAUGUUGGUCUUUUGUAGUGUUUGGCUCUCCUUUAUUCCAACUUACCUGAGCACCAGAGGAAAAUACAUGGUGGCUGUGGAGAUUUUCUCCAUCUUGGCUUCCAGUGCUGGGAUACUGUGCUGUAUAUUUUCCCCCAAAUGCUACAUUAUCAUGUUGAAGCCCAAGCUGAACACCAGGAAGCAUCUAAUACAAAGAAAAAAUUAA